Batrachochytrium dendrobatidis JAM81 is the source of this 837-nucleotide messenger RNA. RefSeq lists its product as uncharacterized. Lineage: Eukaryota; Fungi; Chytridiomycota; Chytridiomycetes; Rhizophydiales. Gene Ontology annotation, cellular component: endoplasmic reticulum-Golgi intermediate compartment; membrane; endoplasmic reticulum. Bases 1 to 837 code for a protein of 278 amino acids. Gene Ontology annotation, biological process: Golgi organization. The record is from RefSeq and is a predicted model, not a curated record. The transcript is spliced from 5 exons.
AUGCAUCUUGAUCCGUUUCAUCGUGAAUCUACAGAUUCAAACAAGUUUGUGGACAAGGCGGAAGCCCUGCUUGACAAGGCUCUUGGACCACUCAAGCCAUUCCUUCCAGCAAUUGCUCGAUUCCUUCUUGUUGUGACUUUCCUGGAAGACGCUAUACGCAUCAUCACCCAAUGGUCUGAUCAGACAUAUUAUCUGACUCGAUUCAAUCAUUAUCUCGCAUUGAUGUUUCUUGCAACCAACGUAUCUGUCAUGUUGGUUGGAUCUGUACUGGCCAUAUGCAAAAAAUUUACAGAAAUUGCCGUUGGUGGUCUUUUUGCUAUUAUUAUUUCGCAAUCUAUCGGCUAUGGUCUCAUUUUUGACUCCAAUUUCUUUUUCCGUAACCUUUCAGUUACCGGAGGUCUUCUCAUGCUUGUUGCUGAUGCGAUGGCCUCAAAGCGCAAACCCAUCUUUGCUGGCUUACCUUCCCUUAACCAAGUUGAUAAAAACGCUUACCUUCAACUUUUUGGUCGUAUUCUGUUGGUUUUUCUCUUUCUCACCUUUAUCAUGACUGGCGAGUUUUCGAUUCUUCGACUUGUCAUUUCUAUUAUUGCACUCAUUGGAUGCAUCAUGGUUGUCGUUGGUUACAAGGCAAAAGUCACCGCGUGGUUGCUGGUUGCCUUUUUGUGCAUUUCGAAUGUUGUGCUCAACAAUUGGUGGUCGUUGCAUCACAAUCAUCCACGAAAAGAUUUUCUCAAGUACGAUUUUUUUCAAACACUUUCCAUUGUGGGUGGGUUCCUGUUGCUGGCCAACCAGGGUGCAGGUGGAUACUCUAUGGACGAGAAGAAGAAGAAUUUUUAA